CACUCAGUCUCUCCUCCUAUUUUUGCUUUGUUGUGACGUCAAGCUUUUACACGUGACCCGAAACAAGAUGGUGCUAGUACUGAUCAUAGGAGACUGUCACAUACCGCACAGAGCAAACUCUUUACCGCCUCAGUUUAAAAAACUACUGGUUCCAGGGAAGAUACAGCAUAUACUAUGUACAGGCAAUCUUUGUUCUAAGGAGAUGCAUGAUUACCUCAAGACGCUGGCUAGUGACGUACACGUGGUGAGAGGAGACUUUGAUGAAAGUACCCAGUAUCCCGAACAGAAGGUAGUUACUGUAGGACAGUUCAAGAUAGGCCUAACCCACGGACACCAGAUUGUUCCUUGGGGAGACAUCGAGAGCUUAUCUCUAGUUCAAAGACAAUUAGAUGUGGAUAUUUUAAUCUCAGGCCACACACACAAAUUUUCGGCUGUAGAGAAAGAAGGAAAGUUUUACGUUAACCCAGGUUCAGCAACUGGUGCAUACAACGCCCUAGAUGUUGAUGUAGUACCUUCGUUUGUCCUAAUGGACAUCCAAGGGUCCCAGAUUGUUGUCUAUGUGUACCAGCUGUAUAAAGACGUCAAAGUACAAAAGAUUGAGCACAAGAAGAAGACAUAGGAGGAAAAGAAAGAUAAUAAACCGUUUUAUUCUUUAAUAGUCGUGUAUUCGAUUUCUCUUUACUCUCCGUACACUAUGUGUGUGUGUUAUUAUUAGAUAAAUUUAUAAUGUAUCCGAAUUGUUUGUAUGUAUGUGCUUAUUUGUGUGUCUAAAAGGCUAAUGAUUGAUUAUUUUUACCUACAAAAAAAGGCAAAAAAUUUUGAAAUA
Messenger RNA from Amphimedon queenslandica, 826 nucleotides. Its product is annotated as vacuolar protein sorting-associated protein 29-like. NCBI's taxonomy places the organism in Eukaryota, Metazoa, Porifera, Demospongiae, Haplosclerida, Niphatidae. Bases 68 to 619 code for a protein of 183 amino acids. Gene Ontology annotation, biological process: retrograde transport, endosome to Golgi. Gene Ontology annotation, cellular component: retromer complex. The transcript is spliced from 7 exons. The record is from RefSeq and is a predicted model, not a curated record.